AUGUUUGCCAACCGCCAUGAAACAUCAGAAGAAGAAGCAGCAGCAGCCUAUGCUAAGGCCUUUUGAAGCUAACAUAACCUACCCAUAAAAACAACUAACUUUAACCUCGUUAGUCUCACAGUCUGCUCCGUUUUUACUCGGCAUGGUGUCUCACAAACAGAAGAAGGUGUGGAAAUACGUGGAGGAGGGCAGUCUGCUGAAGCUGAAGUCGUACCUCCGGAAGCACCGGGACCUGGAUGUGAACUUCUCCCAGGGCAGGAGGGAGAGGAGCCCGCUACACCUGGCCUGCUGCCUGGGAGACGACGCUGUGCUGCGGCUGCUGCUCGAACACGGAGCCGAUGUUCUCCAGAAGGACCGUAAAGGAGACACAGCGUUACACACCGCAGUCAACAGGGCUCUGAAACGCGGGAGGACGGCGUAUGAUGACCUGGUUGUGCCUCUCAAAAAGAGCUGUCCACAAGCUAUGAAUGCUCCCAACAGUGCUGGAGUCACACCUGAAGACCUGCUGAAGUGGAUGAAACAUACUGAGACUGCAGAAAACACGAGCCGCCCGACUGAACAAGACUCUGAGAAGGAGUGGCUGGAGAAGCUGUUUGGUGAAUGCGAGGAUGAAUUCUGCGAAACCUUUGGAGUAUAUGAUGCGGAUGAUUUUCUUCCUGUUGAUGACGACGACGUAGACUUCGGGGACUGGGCUGAUCGUAUUAGAAAAGAGUAUUUCGAUAAAAAGCACGCUGAAGCUCAAAGACUGGCAGCGUCGUCUUCUGGAUGGAAAAGGAGGAAGAGUAAACAAGAGAGAGAGCAGGAGGAGCAAAGCAACAAGGAGCUGCAUGAGAGGCUGCAGAGGGAACAUGAAGAGUAUCUGGCACGAGCAGCACGAAAAGAGGAAGAGACUCGGCAGGGUAAGAAGCGCAGGUACGAGGAGGGGUGUGCGGCUACUUUUCACGCUGGCUCUUCAGCUGGCAGCACAAAGCUGAGCUAUGGUGACAUCCCAUGGCCAGCUCCUCGAGGUACAGUGCAGGAGAUGGUGGACGUGAUGCUGCACGGUGUGGACCGAAAGGACGCGCCAGUGUUUCGUAAAGUGCUCCGGAAGCAGCAAGCGCUGUGGCAUCCAGAUAAAUUCGCUCAGCGAUGUGAAGCUCGGUUAGAGGAGAAGGACAAGAAACGGGUCCUGGAUACAGUCACAGCUCUCUCACAGGAGCUCAACAGACUGGCCCAGAGUCUGAGGACUUAAAAUUAAGCAAAUGAUAUCAUCAAACCAGCGUUUCUGGAAAUGUGUAUAUGUAAAAACUGUGUAAAGAAUGUCCAUCGAGACAAAAGCAUCUGGCAAAAUAAAGUAAUGUAAUUGUGAAUAAUUGCAGUUGACCUCAAUCUGAUCUGAUUGACAUUUUCCUGAAGAGAGAGAGAGAGAGUGUGUGUGUGUGUGUGUGUGUGUGUGUGUGUGUGUGUGUGGACUUGCAGGAUUAAAACAGCAUAGCUGGUACCCACUGAGUGGUUUUGGUACCUGAUCGAACACUGAGCAUAAACAUGCUUCUGUUAAAUUCCUGAUUUGAAUAAAAGUAACAACAUCAUCCAGA
Siniperca chuatsi (mandarin fish) is the source of this 1574-nucleotide messenger RNA. RefSeq names its product nuclear factor of kappa light polypeptide gene enhancer in B-cells inhibitor-like 1 (gene nfkbil1). Gene Ontology annotation, biological process: canonical NF-kappaB signal transduction. Gene Ontology annotation, molecular function: protein binding. Lineage: Eukaryota; Metazoa; Chordata; Actinopteri; Centrarchiformes; Sinipercidae. The transcript is spliced from 4 exons. Bases 143 to 1231 code for a protein of 362 amino acids. The record is from RefSeq and is a predicted model, not a curated record.